Molecule: messenger RNA, 326 nt
Organism: Trichomonas vaginalis G3
Lineage: Eukaryota; Parabasalia; Trichomonadida; Trichomonadidae
Exons: 1
Source: RefSeq, a predicted model, not a curated record
AUGAAGCAAGUUAAAUUCGUCCCACACCAAUCUCAAUGGACCGAUGAAGAGUUUCAAGCCAUGGUUGAAGACGUUGAGAACAACAUAGACGGCGAACUUGAAGGAGCUCAAAUCACAAUUGCAACCAAAAUUGCAGAGGUCAAGGAACAGAUAGCUCCACUUAAAGCUACCAAAGCUACUCUUGACCUCAUGGAUAGUUACCGUUUAGAUGUCAAGAGUGGAAUAAGACAAUUAAAAUUAAAACUUCUAAACUACGAAGCUAUACUCCAAAAGUUAGCAGAAAUGAGAAGACUUUACCAGAGCUACUUACAUGUAAGGGACUUACC